Molecule: messenger RNA, 1477 nt
Organism: Perca flavescens (yellow perch)
Lineage: Eukaryota; Metazoa; Chordata; Actinopteri; Perciformes; Percidae
Product: muscarinic acetylcholine receptor M2
Exons: 4
Coding region: 122-1468 (448 amino acids)
Biological process (GO): regulation of smooth muscle contraction; adenylate cyclase-inhibiting G protein-coupled acetylcholine receptor signaling pathway; chemical synaptic transmission
Cellular component (GO): synapse; dendrite; plasma membrane
Molecular function (GO): G protein-coupled acetylcholine receptor activity; G protein-coupled serotonin receptor activity
Source: RefSeq, a predicted model, not a curated record
GUGAGAGUAACAUGGACCAAACUAAAACAGCUCAUCCAUGUCAUUCCCAGCAGAUAAGGUUUUGUACAGAUGCUAUUCGAGCCUGAAACAUCUGUGAGAAGGAUAUCCAAAACCAGACAGUAUGGAGACUCUGAAUUUCUCCUACACUACCAACAUCAGCAGCGAUGAUAACACCGGCCUCUUCUCUGGAAGCCCUUACUCGACUUUGGAGAUUGUACUCAUCAUCCUGGUGGCUGGAUCUCUGAGUCUGAUCACCAUCAUCGGAAACAUCCUCGUCAUGCUCUCUAUAAAGGUAAACAGGAAUCUGCAGACUGUCAACAACUACUUCCUGUUCAGCCUGGCCUGUGCUGACCUCAUUAUUGGCGUCUGCUCCAUGAACCUCUACACUGUCUAUAUUGUAAUUGGCUACUGGCCCUUGGGAGCAGUGGUGUGUGACCUGUGGUUGGCUGUUGAUUAUGUUGUCAGCAACGCCUCAGUCAUGAACCUGCUCAUCAUUAGUUUUGACCGUUACUUCUGUGUCACCAAACCGCUCAGCUACCCAGCGCGCCGCAGCACCAAGAUGGCGGGUCUGAUGAUUGCCGCUGCCUGGGUCUUGUCCUUCAUCCUGUGGGCUCCAGCUAUUUUGUUCUGGCAGUUCAUUGUGGGUGGGAGAACCGUACGGCCAGGUGAGUGCUACAUCCAGUUCUUCUCAAACCCUGCGGUGACGUUUGGGACAGCCAUAGCAGCUUUUUACCUACCAGUAGCCAUCAUGAUCUACCUCUACUGGCGCAUCUCCAAGGCCAGCCGCAGCCGCAUGAGGAGGGACAGCAGGAAGACCUCAGGUACCAGUCUGGGAGAGGGCCCCUCUCACAGCCAGGAGGAUGGAUGUGAGAGCCAGAACAACUGCAUUACAACCAGAGAUGCUCAGGUGGAGCCUGGAGAUGAGAAGGAAAAGUUGAAGCAGCAGAACGGAAGCAGACCAUGUCAGGAAGAAAGAACUGACCAGGUGGACUCCAAGGCAGAUAGCAACCAGGCUUCAACGUCUAAGGACACUGCAGCCCCUGCGUUAUUACAGAAAGGCUUAAAUGGUGGGAAACAGACCAAUCAAACACAGCCACCUUCUCUGCAGAAUUCAGCAGCUGACAGACAAAGUAUGGCCACAAGGACACUGUUCAAGGUGACGAAAAAGAGUGCUGUGGCAAAGUGGAAAAGGAAGGGCAUUUCUUCCAGGGAGAAAAAGGUGACGCGCACCAUCAUGGCCAUCCUGGUUGCUUUUGUUGCCACAUGGACACCGUACAACGUGAUGGUCCUGAUCAAUACCUUCUGUUCCAUCUGCAUCCCAAACUCCCUCUGGACCAUUGGCUACUGGCUCUGCUACAUCAACAGCACAAUCAACCCAGCCUGCUACGCCCUCUGCAACACCACCUUCAAAAACACCUUUAAGCACCUGCUGAUGUGCCAAUACAAGAAUAUACGUACAGCACGAUGAAUGUUAAAA